AUGCACGUGAUGGGCAGCGUCUCCCCGGCCAAUGAGAGGGAGGGCUUCUCCCUACAGGAAGAGGGCGUGGCCGUCGCCGUGCCGACGUCUCCUCCUUCCCCGUCACGUUCUCCAUCUGGUAGUUCUGGUAUCAACCUAAUCAGACCUCCUCCUGGACCCCCACCUCCUCCUCCGCCACCUCUUCCUCCUCCCCCUCCUCCUCCUCCUCCUCCAAUGCCGGCCCUGCUUCCGGGGCUGGGAAACCCCGUAGGAGGCCUGAGGAAGAAGAAGAGAGUGAGGAGUUUCUUUUGGAAGACGAUACCUGAGGAUCAGGUAGUCAUGACCCGGCUAAGUGUAGUCACGUGAUUAUUUUAUCAAAGAGGUAAAUACUUAUGAAGUGUGUGUGUGUGUGUGUGUGUGUGUGUGUGUGUGUGUGUGUGUGUGUCACAGGUAAAAGGACGGCCCAACCUGUGGACUCAGGGUGGAGAGCAGCAGCAGUACCAGAUCGAUGUCCAGACCAUCGAAGAGCUCUUUGGUCAGAAUGACUGUCAAUCAAACUCCAAGGCCAUGCCCACCAGGGGAGGGAAGACCAGAAGCUCAUUCAGGGAGGCGAAAGAGGAGGUGUGUACAUGUGUGUGUAUAUGUGUGUGUGGUACUCUGGGAUGCAGGUUGGCGUGUGCUGCUGUUUGCUGAAGGUGUGUGUGUUUGUGGACAGUUUCUACCUGGGCUGUGACCUCACGCUGACACCCGUUCACCUCUCGCUCUCUCUUUGUGCCCGCGUCUCUCCACCAGGUCACCAUUCUCGACCCGAAGCGAGGCAUGAACAUUGGGAUUUUCCUCAAACAGUUCAAGAGGUAAAUCUCCCCGCUCAGAUUUUCCAUUGUCCUCCAUCAAAGCCGCACAAAUGUUAAAUAAAUAUUGAACCGAACUUUCCCUUCAAAAGUACCAAACUGUCUGUAACAGGGUGUGUGUUAUUUUCCUCUACUGCUUCAUACUGGACCCACCGUAGUUUUCUUUGCCCUCAUAGAUGUUAUCACCAGGGUUGACCCAAUAGCUAAACUCAGCGCAAGAAUUGGAACAAAAGGAACCGAGGUCUGUCCUUAACAGGGAAGGUAACCAAAAAUCUGUUCCACUUCAGAACCGGUCCCAACUAGUUCAAGCCGUUGACAUCAUUUGUGUUGACAGUGCCGACCAUUUAGUUCUGUGCGUCAGUCGGCCCAAAUACGACCAAGGAAGUAAUCAUGGCGGACAGAAGACAGAACUGUUCCAGAACUCUUUCAUCUGCAGCUAAAUGUGGUCGCGGUUACAGUAUUCGAUCCAAAAACUGAGUGAUACAAAUGUUUUACUCACUCUAAAAUCCACUCGCUCUGUGAGACCGGCCUUUCGGCGAUAUGUUCCUCAUGUUUCUGCAACAUCCGGGAGCAUUUCCAAAAACUAUUCUAAAGACUAUAACCCAGCGAUUCCAAAGGAUCCGCUCCGAUCCGGCAGGUGGAUCAAAUACGAAAGCAUACAGCGCCCACCGAAUUUGAGAUUACCAAUAUUUCUCGAGAGACUGGACGAGAUCUCGCGUGUUUCUCCGUGAGACAUUGAAUGGAAUCGCAACCCUUGCCCCUCCCAUUAUCAAGCGAAGAACAGUUCAACGUAUUGACUUUAUUUUAUUUUGAAAAUUAAACGGAUAUUUUACUCUGCAGCCGCAUACAACUUGCGCUGCUGCUUGUGCUGCACUGAAUUGAUGCGCCGUGCCGCGGCGUCCGGCAAAAAUAGAAUUAUUGCAUAUCUGAUCUGUAGCGAAGCUGGACGGCGGACGGAUUGUGUGGAAUAACACACAUUAAUUCUAAUUCUUGCGUAUUUGAUUCGCCUGCUGUUCCGGAUCCUGUGGUUUUUAGCCGUAAGACUCUAAGGUCAUUUUCAGUCCAGUUGAGGCGUCUCCAUCGACAUCGGCAAAAAGAUCUACUUUAAAUCACAUUAUCGAGUUGUUGUAUUUCUGCUAACUGCUAACUAGCUAGCUAGUUUCCACAUCAGUAUGCGCUGUUAUACCUCCUCUGUGACUAAAGGUCCUUACGCACUGGUGCCGACGUGAAUUUAGAACGCGAAAUUACGAAAUACUCAGAGGCGAAUUUUAACUUUCCGGGGGGAAAAAGGCGCAUCCUGGGGAAGACUUUUCCCGGGGAAAGUCCCGCCUCCUUCGCCUCUGAUUGGCUAGAAAAGCUGGAAACAUCAUCACACACUCAAGCCAAACGGUCAGCACUUACAGCCAAUCAGAGGCGAUAAGAUAAGCAUCGUCAUAUGAGAAAUCCGACGCUAUGACUCUCCACAAGUCGUCCUUCAGGUCGUUAUCUUUGUAAAAUUUUUGUCUUUUAUCAAAAAUCAAUCAAUCUGAUUGGUCAGAAGUGGACACACAGGAUGCGAAACUUUAGAAAAAUCAACCGUGAUCCGAAAAAUAAAUGCCGCAAUAUCGCAAGACGGGAAAACGUCGCUGAUAUGAACGCUUUUUAUUGACAGGAUACGAUGUCCGAAAUAAUCGCACGAUAAAAACGCUCCCAGUGUGGAAGGACCUUUGGGGUUACAGUCCGACACCAGGAGUGUAGGUUGAUUUGUGAUGGCGUGAUGUGUCUCCUCGCCCUCAUAGUGAGGUAUUAUGGGUAAACACAUGUGGCGAUGCUGGUUUAUGACAUGUGACUCGUUCCAAUAUAUGACAGAAUGUCAGUGAGGACUGGUGUGAGGAGAGCUGAGGUGUGCGAUAAUGUUGAAAAAAGGACACUGAUGAGAAAAACAACAGAGAGAAGUCUGAACACCAAAACGAGACGCAGGACUACCCCAGAGAGAAUUUAACAUUCAACAGCAAUGCAAAACGGCUGCUUUGCAUCGCCGAGGUGACGCAACACGACGACAACGACGAAGGGAAACAAAUUUACCUCCAAGAUGCAGAAGCUUUGCAUACCCGCUGGGCCUGAGGUUUGGUUGAGUUACACGGUGGAAGAAAGCGUCGUGUAUCUUGUUCAUGUUGUGUUGAUGCAUCAAUAAGUCCAGACUGAGUGCUUUCCAAACACGCUGAGAGACAUACAGGCAUGAGGGAGACACAGAGACGGCCGUGUGUGUGAGGCAGAAACACGACCAGAGCUGCGAUAAGUCAAAAACAACGACAACCAACGCAAGGUUUCCAAAGUGCUGCACAGCAAUAUAAAAAUACAAUAAAUAACACAACGGAAGCACAAUUUCUCAAGGGUGGAUUUUUAGUUAAGAGUCAAACUAUUCUUCAGUUCAGUUCUACACACAUAGAUAUACUUAAUAUAAAAGGGUUUCUUCAAUUUCCAAUAUUUGGUUGUGUCUUAAAAUAUAUCGCUGACAGUAAAAUCCAAUGAAGAGGAAACCAAAAGUAGUUUUUAUCUUUGUUGGUGGGAAGUAUUGGCCUUUUGAUUUAACGGAACAUCUCUUCCUCUUCAAGGUCCAAUCAGGCGAUAGUGGAAGAUAUUCACCAUGGCAACAGUGAGGCUUACGGGGCGGAGCCUCUGAGAGAGCUGCUGAAGCUGCUACCAGAGUCGGACGAGGUAAAAGACACUGUCACGAACAAAUCCAACAUUAUCUGGAGUAAUCUACAGGGGGCGCUAGUUCAACUCAGUUGAUAGAACAUUACGGUCUCCGCCGGCUGUAACUUCACUACGGUGGUUUUGACAUGUCCUUAACUUGGACUAAAAGACUUUAAAGAUGUCCCUGUUGACGUAUGGUGGACAGAGUCAGUAAUAGAACGUCUUUCUUUCCUUUACUGGCCUGAAGGUGGAGAAGUUAAAGCUGUACCAAGGCGACAUCUCUAAGCUUUCAUUGGCCGAUUCCUUCGUGUACCUGCUGAUACAGCUGCCCAGGUAAGACUCCGCCCACCUCUGACCUCUGACCUUCAAACUCUGUAUUAUGUUCCGAAUAAAUGUCUGAGUACAGGGCAAGUUUUAGACAAAUUCUGAAGUUGAAGUUAAGUUUUGUUACAUGAGAAAAAGUGGGGAUGCACCAUCUGUAGAUUCAACACUUAAAUUCCUUUCAUUUAAUUUCAUUUAUUUCUUUUCUUCAUCCUCCGAGGUUCACUUGAAAAACUCACUUUUACAGACUUUUGCUUUUCUGUGAUGCUGUAUUUUCUCUUUUUUCUUCUUUUAAUCUUAUUUAGUCAAUGUUCUCACUGCAGGUCAAUUCCGAGUUUUUGACCAUCUGUGACUCAUAUCUGAUUUUUAAAUCUAAGUGUGAACAGGUCAAUUCUGAUUUGUUUUAAAUCUGACCCAGCCCUCUUUUUUAUGUGGAUAUAAAUCGGAUAUGUAUCUGAUGUGACUGCAGUGUGGACGCUCAGGUCGCGUUCAUCCGACCUUUACGUCGUCAAUAUGCGACAAACAUUGUUCGACAACACAAACAGGCGCGGAAAGAAAUUUGUGUUUUGUGCGCAUGAGGGUCACUUCACGGACGCAUUUGUUGUUGUAAUAUUUUAUUUUAUUUUAUUUACUUAUUUUUUUCUGCUCAUUUAUGUUAUUCCAUUUUAUCAUUACUAUUUAAUUAUAAUUGAAUUAUUAUUAUGAAUAUCGUCUUUUUAUAUUUAUUAUCCUGUUUCCUGCUUUCUACCCCCCUUUUUAUUACAUUUAUUUUUCUUACCUAUUUAAUGUUUUUAUUUUGUCCUCAUGGUCUCACUUUAUGUCGUAAGGUUCUGGUGUUGUCUCGGUUUCUCAUGACAAAUGAAAUUGGCCUUCAGUUCAGAAGUCUUGUUUUUAACUGAGCUUUUGUUUUUUUAUCGGUUUUAUCUCUGUGUUCUGAUGUUCUGCGCUUUACAACUGUUUGUCAAAGCACUUUGUAAACCUCUGCUUUUGAAAGUGCUAUAAAAAUUAAGUUAUUAUUAUUAUUAUUAUUAUGACUUCUAUAAUAGGAUUUUUCAAACUGCUGUUUUCAUGGGGAUGCUCAGAACACCGACAGCCGCUCUAAGAGAGUGAAUGCAGAUCCGAACAAAAGAAAGAAAACUGAGGAGGUUUUCCUUCCAGAACUAACGGAGCUCAGGCUUUCAGACUGUCAGCAGCAGAUGGUGAAGAGCGAGAAAAAAAGAAAACACUGAUGAAACUCAGAGCUGAUGAAAAUGUGCUGUUAAUGUGGGAGAAAAUCACGACUAACAUCCAUGAAGCACAACCGUCAGAGGGGAUUAUAGUUCUGAUCGUGGUUUUUGUAGUUUGAUGAAAAUGAGGCCAAAGAAAAGAGCAAAACAGGCAAAUAAAAAAAGGACUGAUUGUUUAUUUUUCUCUUUCUAGUUACUCGGUGCGAAUCGAGUCGAUGCUGUUGAAAGAGGAGUUUCCUGGAGCGUGUGAGGCCAUGAAAAAAGACAUCAAGAUCCUUCGCUCUGCAACCAGAGGUAACAACAUCAUCUCGUCAGGACACGUCGCACUGGAGCGGCUCGCUUAGUAUCACGCAUACGAACGAUGUUCUUCUACGGUGUUCUGACAUGACAGACUGAUAACACAUUACUGCCACCUGCUGGUCUGACUUUGCCAACGCUAUUAUUCUCACUUGUUUAUGCGUUGUCGCGUUGGUCGAUGAUAUAUUCAAAAAUGCCUUCAGUGUGGACCUUUUCUGAAAAUACUGGUUUAGGGGUGGACUCAACCCCAAUUUCCACCGCAUCCUGAACGGCUACAAAAAGGUCGUAUCCGCCGAUCGUAGCUGAUCGUAACCAUUCAAGUUAACGUGACAAUUUUCACCGGCAUAUUUACCCAGAAUGCAUUAAAGGGAUAUUCCGGUGUAAAAUUAAUUUAGGGUCAAACCCGCCGUAACAACGCUUGCUUCUCUAGUUAAACCAACUUUAGUAACGACCGCAGGAUAGUAAUACAGAGAGCCACGCGCUCAACCAAAACGCCACUCUAUAACCACAAAUAAUGCUCAGAACAGCACCUAACUUCAUCAACAGGACAUAUAGGGUCACAGCCACAGCUUGUUUGUGGCGAGACCUCAGGCCAGUCCAUUAUGGACUACAGCGGAGUUUCACAGCUCAAGGAAGAACAUUUAUGAUCAUUUCUUCAUGGAAAUACAAUCAGACCGAGACGCUGAGACAGAAGAACUACCGCGUCUGCAGUGAAAAUGAUUAAUGUGGUGAUUAUUACUUCAAGGAAAUGAUAAAGUCAUGAUCAUAAAUGUUCUUCCUUGGGCUGCGAAACUCCGCUAUAGUUCAUAAUGGACUGACCUGAGGUCUCGCUACAAACAAGCGUCUGCUGGAAGAGAGUAGGUGAGUUGUGUUUAGUCUCUUUGCUAAAGAAAUGAGUCAAAGUUAAAAAGAUGUUUGGUGUCUAGUACUAUGUCUGUGACCCUAUAUGUACUAACCUGAGUAGAACAUGGUGUAGUUUUGUUCAGUAACAGAACCUCAUUGGAAAAUUAGCCGAUUUAACUUUACUGUGCUCUUGUUCAAAUAUAUUAACUCAACAGCACAUAAAUCCAUACCUGUUAACAAAAUCAUGAUUUUAUUGAUAAUUCGGCUCAAUAAAAACACCUUUUUAUUACCUUUUUAUUUUACUACAGUAUUUAUGUUUAUGGCUCCUUAGACCGCUCUGUAUUUCUAUCCUGCGGUCGUUACUAAAGUUGGUUUAACUAGAGAAGCAAGCGGUCUGCAACAUAUAUCUCUUGACGGGGUGUCUAACUCGGUGUUGUGGUGUGUUUGACCCGAAACUAAUUCACGCCGGAAUAUCCCUUUAAGUACCAAAUAACGCAGAGAUAAGAUACGUAGCAGCACCAGACUAAUCCUCUAAGUUUUGUUCAUUUUAUUCUGCAAAUUUUGACUUCAGCAUCACACAAAAACACUGUCACACCGUCUCCUCCCUUCUCACACAGCCAAGUCUAACACUCAGACUAUUUUUAGCAGUGUGUGUGUGAGUGUGAGUGUGUGUGUGUGUGUGUGUGUGUGUGUGUGUGUGUGUGUGUGUGUGUGUGAACUUGAUAACAGCCAGAAUUUGCUAACUAACCAUCCACAUGCUAACGCUGCCUCUAACAACGUUCACACUCUGCGGAGCCUUCAGGGAUUUCAGGGAUAAUUGAGUUGUUUUUGGUUCCAUAUGAAGAUGCGUUUCUGUUUCUCCAGCCUCAUUUUCUCCCUCUAAUCUUUCCUCAUAUACAGUUGUUGUCUGUCGUUGUCUGUCCUGUUGUUUGUUUGUGCGCUGAUGCAAAUAAAGACUUCCUCCUCCUCCUCCUCCUCCUCUUCCCCCAGAGUUAAUGUGUUGUGAGGAGCUCCAUGCUGUUCUCCACCUGGUGCUGCAGGCCGGAAACAUCCUCAACGCUGUGAGUGAAAAAAAAAAAAAACUGAAUUCAUGAAUAAUUAGACGAUAAACAGAACGAGAGGAAAGAAAAUAAGACCACAGACUGUUCUGCUAACCCCUCAACAUGCAGUUUUCCAGCUUUAACUUUGCUCUUUUGCAAAUGGUGGCGUGUUUUUCUGUCUCAGCUUGUUCGAGCUCCAGAAGUUCAAUAUUUUUCAGGAUGCUUUCUCAAAGUCAACGGAAAUAUUCUCCCUGACUUUUGGCGUGCUGCGUUCGUAUCUUGCAGGGAGGUUAUGCAGGAAAUGCAGUGGGCUUCAAGCUGUCGUCCCUCCUGUCUUUGGCGGACACCAAGGCCAACAAACCGGGCAUGAACCUGCUGCACUUUGUCGCUCUGGUCAGUUACCUGAGUGUGUUUUUAUCCGGUCUUCUUUUUUCCUCGUUUGUGUGGACCAAUGCAGUAGAGAUGUUUAGAAAUAGAGUCCUCCGGUUAUUGAAGAAAAAGUCCGAAAAUUAUUGAUUAAAUCCGGAAAAGUUGAGUAUGAUGUUGACUGUAAGUGUUUUGUUGUUUUUUGUCAUACAUGAAAAACACGAGCGUCUUAAUUAUGUAAAUGUAUUUCAUUGUGCAGUUCCUCUUAAAUCCUAAAUAAAAAGUGAGGAUCAAACCCUUCUUUGUCUUUUAGGAAGCUCAGAAAAAAGACGACAAGCUUUUGGAGUUUCCGCUGAAGUUGGGUCACGUCCAACCUGCAGCCAGGUCAGACAGUGUAUUCAUUCACACAGUUUAAUACUUUAAAACCUCCAAAUAAAGCUGCUUUUACCAAAAUGUGAGUGCGUAUUAGGAUUUUUGUUUCCCUUUUUUAGAAUCUCUCUGGAAACUCUUGACACUGACCUGCAGUGGCUGACGUCUCGUACAAACUCAGUCGAGGAAAAUGUCCAAAGAGACACAGAGCUUCUGCAGCAACUGGAUGACUUCUUGCAGGUGAAACAAGAAUUGAGGUCUUCUACAGAGGAGGUUUUUUUUAACAACACAUUCACCAAACUGUUUACAAACGUAUUUGUGUCCAUUCUUUUCGCGUCAGUCGGCCACCUCGUCUCUGUGCUCGCUGCGCUACAGUCGGCAGCAGCUGAAGAAGGAAGGCAGCGAGCUGAUCGACUUCUUCUGUGAAGACAGAGACGCGUUCAGACUGGACGACUGCUUCGGCAUCUUCAACACCUUCUGUUCCAAGUUCACUGUUGCCGUCAAGGUACCGUCACUGCCAGACAUCCGAACACAUCACUAACCGAGUCAGUCAUCCACUCCCAAGGCAGGAGAAGAAGUAGAAGUAUGAGUUGUGGUAGUAGGGGCAACCUCCGGUGUUGAGGUUAUUGAGGUUCCUCUUCGUUUCUAAGUUAGUUUUCUGACUUAAUGGUUUUCUUGAUGACAUCUCUGACAGGCAUCUUGGAGUCUCAAUUUAUAGAGAUCACACAUUUUAUAGUCUAUGAGCACGAUAAAAAAAAGUCCCUCAUUGUCUUUUUCUUAAAAGGAGAACAUGGAGAGGGAGGCUAAAGAGGCGGCACGUCGACGACGGAUUCAGGAAUUGGAAGAACAGAAGCGGCACUCCUGGGCUGGGGGUGAGGAGGUAUGAUAACAAUCCCAGAACACGGUUACUAACAAUGUGUCAGUCGUUCAGAACAACAGCUAUGUGAUUCUCUUUCAGGUGGGCGGAGCAUUUGGAUUGCGCUCCAGCAGCGAGGCAGAUAUGUCAGCUGCCAUGUCGAGACACAGCGAGGCUGGGUUACUAGUGGAGCUCUUGACCCGCCCACGCUCUCCCAACACUCUGGGACGUUCUGGGAGCUUGCGGCGCUCAAGAAACUCUCCAUCCACCUCACCGUCUAUCGCUGCUGAGCGAGAACUGAGCACGCUCUUGAGGAUGGGAACCCAUGAGCACAAUGAACAGAAAGCUUUUCUAUCCAUCUCACCCGAGACAAGAGGUCCCGGACUCUCCCCUCAGACUCGGCCUCAAAGUCCAAGGCUCAGGACAUGCAGCUUCCCCCAAAACCAGCAGCCCCAAGUACAAAGCCCUUCCUCACCCCCCAAGAUUUUUUUGAGUGCAAACCACGCAACCGCCACUUACCUCAGCGACAACAUUUCUCCAUCUCACUUCAUCACAAUCAACUCUACAAAUAGAGAUACAGUCACACCUACCUCCGAUGCAAACCAGCGAUCUGACCACAAUAGUGGUAAAGAUGAACUCAACUUAAGUUCAAGCAGGCAAGGAACUCCUCAACAAACUCAAUCUGGCCUGAGCUGGAAAGAUAAUCAGGACUUUGAAGGUGACAGAAAGGUUGAAUCUAACAUUUCUGUGGUUGUAGAGAAACACACACUGGUGCCUGAGCUCAAAGUCUUCAGCAAGGUGGACAGACACAACAAAGGGCUUUUCACCAGUUACCAGCAUGAAUGUCGACUGGAUGAUAUGGUGGUGACGGAUUUGGAAGAAGAGGUAGUGGACAGAUCACAAGGCCAAAGUCCACAGACUCCGGAGAAAUCCAGUGUCCAACUUUGUGAAACAAACUCUCUGUUGCAGCAAAGACAAGAGGACGACCAGAAAGAAGAAAAGGUGAUUGUAUGGUGUGUGACCGGUGUGUGUGAGGCAGCCAGUGAGCUCACAAACACUGACGCACAUACAGAAACUGAGAGGGAUCAACAUAGGAGUGACAAUCAAGGAGGAAGUCUGCCACCUUCCUCUUCCGCAACCAGCAGAACACCUUCAAAACCUCAAUUGGCCAAUGAGAAGCAAGUGCCUGUGCCCAUCAGUAGCCAACCAGUGCCUGUUUCUCGCUGUGAUGAUCCAUCACUACGAGACACCUCCCCAAGAUGGCGCCCAGUAGAGUCCCCAUCCACCAACCAUAUGCCUGUUCUCACCAUAGAUGCCUCCAAGGAAGCUAAGGAACCAGCCAAUCGGGGGGAUUCCAAAAAUGGCAAAAAAGACUUAAAGGCUGUCCAAGAGCAAUCAACUAAUCAUGCAACCACUGAUAAGGAAAUAGCAGAUUCAUCCACAAAAGGAAAGGUAGAACUGGCUAAACCAACCACCAAAAACCCCUCUACCUCAAAGACUCGGCCAGCUGGGGUAAAAUCUGCAACCAACAACACAAACUCUGUGGCCAACAGGUCAAAGCCUGUGCGGACCCUCACCAACUCUGAGAACCAGGGGAUGAGGCGGGUAGUUCCUAUCUCAAGAGUCACUCGGAGCACACCAUCUCUUGCCAAACAUCCUGACAAGCCUUCUGGAACCCAACAAGGCUCAUCUAGCAUGGCAGCAUCCCCCAGUCUGAAGGCUUCCAAUGUCAACAGUGCAUCAAAUCGACGGGGAGAGAGGCCCUCAUCUGUCCCUAUAACCCGACGUGCCAGCAUUCACAAGACAACGGACCCCAAGGAUUCUAAAGACCUUAAGGGUCCAGGUACCCAAGCAUCUCAGAAUUUGCAAAGGAAGCCAUCCAUUCGGAAGACUCCAACGAAACCGAAACCCCAACCUGAGGAGAAGAUGUGUCGGUCCACGCUGAGGGCGCUUGCUCAGGGUGGUGCAGGAGGAGGUAGCAUCAGUGCUCCUGUUACUCCUCUGCAUAAAGCUGGAACCUCCACAUCGUCAACGCUCCCAAGUUUUGCCCGAAGCACUGCUGCUUCUUCUUUCAGGCGGACUAACACGACCCUUGUGCCUCCUGCUGCUCCUCAUUCAUCCCACUCUGGAACAGAUGUCUCCACUAAAACCUCCCCUAACCCCACCUCCCUCUCCUCUGUCACCCUUCCUGGCACCUCCUCGCCUUUUACCAGAACAGGUUCAUUAAGAGUGUCCACCGCCUCGAGAUCCUCGGAUCUUCCCAACAACUCCUCCACAUCAUCUCCACUAACAAGGUCUCAGAGCAUCAGGGUUCCUUCUCGCUCAACCCCCAAUGACUCACUGUGUCUACCAAGAGGACACAGACGGAAUGACAGUGGGACCUUUUCUGACAAGUCAAGUCAUUCUAAGGACUCAGGCAAAUCCACAAGGCCAAACUGGAGAUAA
Molecule: messenger RNA, 11269 nt
Organism: Xyrichtys novacula (pearly razorfish)
Lineage: Eukaryota; Metazoa; Chordata; Actinopteri; Labriformes; Labridae
Source: the annotation of a GenBank genome assembly